Aspergillus saccharolyticus JOP 1030-1 is the source of this 1177-nucleotide messenger RNA. Its product is annotated as short chain dehydrogenase/reductase family. The transcript is spliced from 4 exons. NCBI's taxonomy places the organism in Eukaryota, Fungi, Ascomycota, Eurotiomycetes, Eurotiales, Aspergillaceae. Bases 141 to 929 code for a protein of 262 amino acids. Gene Ontology annotation, molecular function: oxidoreductase activity. The record is from RefSeq and is a predicted model, not a curated record.
CCGCAUUGUAUAAGGAGCUUCGUCUGGCACCGAUCCACGAGCUUAAAGCUUUGAAUGUGAAGAGCCUGCUCACGAGAAUCCUGAAUAGACCCCUUGCUUUGAUUUAGCUCCAGUCAAACUCACCUGAAAGCGAGCCCACUAUGGAUGUGCAGAAACUCUUCGAUGUGAAGGGGAAAGUCGUGCUGAUCACCGGCGGUGCCAAAGGUAUCGGCCGCAUGAUCUCCGAGGGAUAUGUCACGAAUGGCGCCACCGUCUACAUUUCUUCGCGAGAUGCCAAGGCCUGCGAGAAGGCCGCCAGCGAGCUCAAUGCGCUCGGCAAGGGUCAAGCCUAUGCCAUUCCCGCCAACUUCUACCAGGAGGAAGAUAUCAAGAAAUUGGCUGAAGAGCUUACGAAGCGAGAGAGCAAGCUCCAUAUCCUGGUCAACAACUCCGGAUCGAACUGGGGUGCUCCUUAUGAUGAGUACCCGUCUUCCGCCUGGACGCGGGUUCUUACCCUCAAUCUUCACAGAGUCUUCGACCUCACCAAGCUCCUCACGCCGCUCUUGGAGAAGGCUGCUGCGCCUGGCGAUCCGGCUCGGGUCAUCAACAUCGGCAGUAUCGAUGGGCUGAGGGUUCCGGCGCUGGAGACCUUUGCAUACAGUGCUAGUAAAGCCGGUCUACACCAUCUGAGCCGGGUCUUGGCUAGUCAUCUUGGAAGGAGGAAUAUCACAUCGAACACUCUGGCCUGUGGCCCCUUCCAGAGUAAGAUGAUGGCCGCCACCUUGGAGGCGCAUCGGGAGACCAUUGAAGGGAAUAUUCCGUUAGGUCGUAUCGGAACCCCUGAAGAUGUGGCAGGAGCUUGCCUGUUCUUGGGUAGCCGGGCGGGCGCAUAUGUCAAUGGAGCUACUAUCACUGUUGAUGGUGGUAGUGCUGUUGCGUCUAAGCUGUAAAUACUGCGGAGUGCUACCAAAGAUUUAAAGCAUGCGGAGCCACAAUGCGCAGCCGAUUCGGGAAAUAUUCCAAAUGAAGGGUCAUAAGUGCUAGAUACAACUCACGAACAAGGUUUUUUUGUCUUUUUUUCUUUUUCUUUUUUUUUCUCUCUUCUCCCAGAUCCCGAACUGGUGGAAAAUGUCGGUUUCAAUAGCUUAUAUCUUGAUGCGCCACUCUGUUGGGCUAGUACUUCCCAGCAUCACCUGAU